Molecule: messenger RNA, 528 nt
Organism: Prunus armeniaca (apricot)
Lineage: Eukaryota; Viridiplantae; Streptophyta; Magnoliopsida; Rosales; Rosaceae
Source: the annotation of a GenBank genome assembly
AUGCCUGACACUAUUCAUGUGUCGACUGGUUGCCCUAGGAGAAAUCACAACUUGAGCUCUCGGCGCAUGGCCAAAAAGACCGGUUUGCCUGAACUAGCUCCUCUGUCUUGCGAUUUCUUCUCUCAAUCCUUUCUACUCAUCUCAUGCAGUCCCUUAGUUUUCCCUUCUUCCUCUUGCAUCAAGGUGAGCCAAUUUCACAACAGAUUUAGUAGUAGGGGUUCUGAUCAGAUUUAUUCUAGGAAGAUGCUUGAUAAAAGUGUCAAAAAGGGAAUCCUCCGAGAAGUACUGGAAAUUCCUCUAUCAAUCCUUCUGCAAAUAGUUUUGUUGAUGCUCUUUUUCGGAGAGGGUCAACUUAGAGAAAAAAGGGGUUUGCCUUCAGCAGGGAAAGGGUCUGGGCCUUCAAUAAAGGCUAACCUGCAGAAGACAAAGAUAAGGGAAGCAGUCGUCAAGCUCCGGGCACCGAUGUGGUGCCGGCCGAAGGCUCUCCGAUGCUUAAGUCAGCUAAGAAGGGUAACUUUUGCAGAGUAA